UCUCUAACUUUUAUACCGAUCAAAUCUUCUAUAUUUCUUACCUUCUCUUUCUCUCUUCUCACCCUCUCUGUGGGUGGUUCCAAUUAUUACUAGUGUGGUGUAAAUGCAAUUUGUACUUGCUGUGUUGUGAGCAGAGGGUUUCAAAGAAGUGAGCAUGUCAGGGAUGGAGGAAGAAGCACCAGACGUUUUAUGCCAACUUGAAAACGUUCAAGGCUUAGUCGACGCACUCACUGCCGUUAGGUGGAAACGUCACCAAGACGCUGUAUUAGAGUUAUCCGAACACGGCAUCGUUUUGAUCGUCGAAGAAAGCGGUUGCCUUCAAGCCAAAGUUUAUCUCAAAAAAGAGAUAUUCAUUCGUUAUGAUUACAAUGCAGAAGGAAGACCUCGUUUUGGAGUGAGUUUAGGGCUUUUUGUUGAUUGUUUGAAUGCUUUCUCUGUUCCUGGUCACUCUAGCUUGAUUCAGAUUUGGUAUCCUGGUCCUGACAUGCAGGUUCUUCUCAAAUCCGUAGAUUCUCUGGAUGCGAGUAUUUGUGCAGAGAUCAGAACAAGGAUUCCUGAUACUAGUGCAUGGGACUACAAUUUUGAACCUGCUGGGACAAAUCCUUUAACCUUUACUGUUAAGUCUGCAGCACUAAAGGAAGCUAUUGAGGAUCUUGAAUGGCCGGGAUCAAGCAUCCAGAUAACUAUGGAGCCAGAUCCUCCUUCUGUUACGUUGAGAGCUGAAGGACAUGGGGACUUGCAAAUAGACUUCAUAUAUUGUGUGAAUUCUGAUCUCUUGGUAGCAUUUCAGUGCGAUCAUCGGGUUUCUUUCAAGUACAAAUAUAAGUUCCUCAGAGCAUCAACUUCUAAUAUGCCAAGUAGUGUUACUAAAGAAAAUAGAGGAAGCAAGUUAAGCAUUGGGAGAGGUGGAAUGUUAAAGGUGCAGCAUCUGGUUUCAAUUUCCAAACCAUCUGCCUCACACUCUCAUGUCGAUUCUGCAGGCUAUCAACAACCCAGUCGAAUAGCUCAUAUUGAAUUCUUUGUGAAACCAGAGGAAAGUGAAGACUAAAUGACUUAUAUUAGGUAAAUCAAGGAAAAUGUGUGCCUUAUCAAUUUCCAUACUUUGCUUUUCAAACCAUAUCUUGAAAUCUAACUUUUCCAUUACAAACUUAUCUACCAUUGUACUUUGAAUUUAGAAAGAAAGUGGAUGGAAAAAGGUGAAAGGAAAAAAAAUUAAAAGAAAGAAGUAAUAGAAAAUGACAUGAUUGUUUGUCGGUU
Cicer arietinum (chickpea) is the source of this 1257-nucleotide messenger RNA. RefSeq lists its product as uncharacterized. Gene Ontology annotation, biological process: DNA repair; DNA damage checkpoint signaling. Gene Ontology annotation, cellular component: checkpoint clamp complex; nucleus. Lineage: Eukaryota; Viridiplantae; Streptophyta; Magnoliopsida; Fabales; Fabaceae. The record is from RefSeq and is a predicted model, not a curated record.